CUCUUCUACCGCGGUGUGGACGACAGCACCGGCUUCAAGACUCGCAACAUCCUCUGCUUCCCCAUCAAAGAUGAGAGCAAUGAGGUGAUUGGAGUCGCUGAGUUGGUGAAUAAAAUGAACGGGCCGUGGUUCAACCGCUUCGACGAGGACCUUGCCAUGGCUUUCUCCAUCUACUGUGGUAUCAGCCUCGCUCAUUCUCUGCUCUACAAGAGAGUCCAUGAAGCUCAGUUCAGGUCCCACCUGGCCAAUGAGAUGAUGAUGUACCAUAUGAAGGUUUCAGAGGAAGAGGUUACUAAGCUGCUGGUGACGGGGGUUGAACCCGUGCUGGAGUUCCACCCGUGCUUUGCCGAGUUCACGUACACACCUCGCUCACUCCCUGAUGACACCACGCCACUGGGCAUCCUCAGCAUGUUUGAAGACAUGGGUUUCAUCAACACAUACAAGAUUGACCUGAACACUCUGGCCAGGUUCUGUUUGAUGGUGAAGAAAGGCUACAGGGACCCCCCCUACCACAACUGGAUGCACGCCUUCUCUGUCUCACACUUCUGCUACCUGCUCUACAAAAACCUAGGGCUAUCCAACUACCUCGAGGAAAUAGAGAUUCUUGCUCUCUUUGUGUCCUGUAUGUGCCAUGACUUGGAUCACCGUGGCACCAACAAUUCUUUCCAAGUCGCCUCACAAUCGGUGCUGGCUGCUCUCUACAGCUCAGAGGGAUCUGUGAUGGAGAGACAUCACUUUGCCCAGGCCAUCGCCAUCCUGAACACUCACGGCUGCAACAUCUUUGAGAAGUUCAACAGGAAGGAUUAUACACGAAUGCUGGAUUUGAUCAGAGACAUCAUUCUGGCUACAGACCUGGCUCACCACCUACGCAUUUUCAAGGACUUGCAGAAGAUGGCUGAUGAUGGAUACGAUCCAAAAAACCGCAACCACCGCUCCAUGCUGCUGUGCCUCUUGAUGACAUCGUGUGACCUGUCAGACCAAACUAAGGGCUGGAAAACCACUCGCAAGAUUGCUGAGCUGAUUUACAAAGAGUUCUUCUCUCAAGGAGAUCUGGAAAAAGCCAUGGGGAACAGGCCCAGUGAGAUGAUGGACCGAGAGAAAGCAUACAUCCCCGAACUACAGAUAAGCUUCAUGGAACAUAUCGCCAUGCCAAUUUACAAGCUCCUCUCUGAACUGUUUCCUGAGGCCACUGAGCUGUACAUGAGAGUGGCGGCAAAUCGAGAGCAGUGGACCAAAGUGUCCCACAAGUUCUCCGUCCGUGGGUUGCCUAGCAACAACAGCCUAGACUUCCUGGACCAGGAGUACGAGCUGCUGCAGUCCCAGGGCGCUUUCGGGAGCGACGACCACUGCAUCAACGGAUGCCUGGAAGAAGAAGAAGGAGGGAGCGGUCAGUGACGACAGCGGGAAGCUUGAAGUUCUCUGUGGUCCAGUAAGAGGCCGAGGAUACCUUUGGAGUGACCCAAGAGGGAGGGACCUCUCAGCUGUCCAUCACCUAGAUGUUUAGCUGGUCAUGCAGAAUGGACAGAACAAGUUUCAAACUAAUUAAAUCAGAUGAGUGAUUUGAAACGAGCGGAUCCGUCUGAGCCGGUUCAGUGAUUAGACGCCACAUGUUGCUUGUGUCUCUGGUUCAGGAAAGCAGAAGGUGUUGACUUUUGUCUUUUUCAGAAGUUCUACUGGAAAAAUGAGUUUUUAAACACAGGUCACAGGUUCAUUCAUAGAGCACUGGUCCUGAUUAAGAUUGUAAAAACACACACACACACACACACUGACAAACAUAUGUACAUGUGCAUACUGUGUCGACACACAACAGACAAAAAACAGUUCUUAUGGAAAAGACUGCUUCAACAUGUAUCAGUGAGAUAAAGUGCUAUACUUUCUGUAAACUGUUUCCUAAUGGCUUGAUUUUGAUUUCAAUGGCUCAGCGUUGUUCACACACAAGCAGCUGCCAUAGUCCCUCACCUGAUGCUUAUGAAUGCAUGCUGUAUGGACACCUCAUGUAUUAUUCUUUUAUUCUAUGUCAGUGUUGAUUUCUCCAUGGCUAAGAAAUUAAUGCACUCCAUUUUUUAUACCAUCACACACACUUUUUGUAUUCAGCUCUUCAAAAUAUAUUUAAUUAAUUCAUCACCAUGUUGUACGACAGAGAUUUAGUUCAUUUACUCACACAGCGUUAUAACCCUCAUGUGUCCUACAAUUUUGGGAAAAUGUAAGGGACAAAUUGACAAUCACUGAUCAAUGACAGAGUCACAGAUCCCUGGCCAUAACACCAACUUCAUGCAUAAAACGUUAAACACACACUCCCUGUGCUUUAAUCUGCAUGUCACUGGAUCAAGGGUGCAUCUAAACCUCAAAUAAAGGUCGAUCAGGACCUAAAACACUUAAUUUUUCUCUGUCAUCCUUCCCACCCUCUGCCAUCCUUCCUAUUCUCUCGCACCGAUCUCACUUCAUUUUACUUUUAGUUUACUGACUUCCUCAUAAACCACUUUAGAUAGUGAGCAACCGAAGCCCUUUAAAAGAUCCAUCUCAUCUGUUAGUGUAAAUGUGCCAGAGUAGAGCGUGUUAUAUGGAGUGUGUCAUUCAGUGUGUCAUAUGGAUCUGCCUUAUUGCGCAUCUCUGCUGCCUUUCUUAGAGCUUUUAAUAUAUGAAAAUUGAAAUAAAGAGUCUGUUUAAUAUGUAU
Notothenia coriiceps (black rockcod) is the source of this 2674-nucleotide messenger RNA. RefSeq names its product phosphodiesterase 2A (gene pde2a). Gene Ontology annotation, molecular function: 3',5'-cyclic-nucleotide phosphodiesterase activity. The transcript has 14 exons. The annotation marks the transcript as partial. NCBI's taxonomy places the organism in Eukaryota, Metazoa, Chordata, Actinopteri, Perciformes, Nototheniidae. The record is from RefSeq and is a predicted model, not a curated record. Gene Ontology annotation, biological process: signal transduction.